AUGGCCACCCUUCAUUCUAAUUAUUUAUUAUCAACACUAUUCUUGUCACUAUUACUUGUAUCUCUUGUCCAGAGUACACAUUUCAGAUUUGGAACAAUAUCAUGGAUGCCAGUAUCCAGAGCUAAAUAUAAUACUAUAGAGUUCAGUGUCGAACUGGGCUUUAGAACCGAUUAUGUAAACUUUAUGACUGUACAAGUGGGCCAACCAAUCGUUGGCUACAACAAUGACAACUACACUGGCACCGACAUUGGCACACUCUACUUUGGCCAGGACGAUGACUAUGAACAACCAGUGUGUGUGGUCAACUCAAAGAAUGACCAGGACAACUGGUUCACUUGUACCGCCACCGUGUACUAUACCUACCCCACGCAGAGUGCCUCCUACGACGUGCACUUUGAAGGCUUCGCCCGUCUGCGCAGUCUUUUAAACAAUGCCAACAGCAGCUACUCAAUCUCCUCCUCCGUCCACAUUGCUCCACCAACCGCCAAUGGACUGGUCCAACAAUCGGUCGUUGGCAGUACACUGCCAAUCAUCACAAUGACCAAGGGUGUGAACAAUAGUUUCCAGAUGGUGGCCUACAACUCGGACCCAAGCCGAACACUCCAUUUCCGUCUUGCCACACCCACCGAGAUGGGCAGUAGCAAGCUCACCCAACCCGUCGGACUGACCGUGUCGACCACUGGUAUCCUGUCGUUUGUGCCACCCACCGAGGGACUCUACUCGACCCAAGUGAUCAUCAGCAAUGGUUAUGAUUAUGUGGCCGUUGACUUUAUCAUUAGUGCCGACAACAAUGUCAAUGUACCAUUCUUUAUCGACCCAACUCCACACAAUGAGGACAUUAUCAAGUGUGCUCCUGACGUACCAGUCACAUGGACCUACAAGGCUGCCUCCAACCUGACCAAUGCCAUCGUCACAAUAUUUGACGCCAACCUACCAGUUGGUGUUACCAGUACCACUUCGGGAGCCAAUCCAACAACAGUCAUCUCCAACUGGACACCAAACUUCCGACAAAUCGGUAGUUAUGUUGUAUCAAUUGGUGCAAAGGAUCAAAGAGGUGUAUAUUCAACAUCACAAACUUCUUUUAUUCUUUUAGUUGAAUCUCCACCAUGUGGACAUGGACAACUUAAACCAUCAUGUAAUGUAAACUCCAAUCCACAGGGAUGUUGUACAUGCCAGACUGGAUUUGAUCCAUCGACCAAUUGUUUCGAAUGUCUUCCAGGUCACUUUGGUGAUUCCUGUGCACUUGACCCAGUUUGCAUUCAUGGACAAGUCAACUCUGGCUCUUUGGGUGAUGGUACAUGUGUUUGUGACUAUGGAUACACUGGAGUGACCUGUGACAAACCAUUGAAUGACUAUUGUAACUCUGCCGAAGGUUCAAGUGUCUAUCAAUCUUCCAAGAAUGGUGGUUUCCUCACACCCUAUGACAUUGAUGUCUAUGUUGCACCGACUGGUCCAGCCUUUGCCGUACCCAUCAAGUUGUUGGCCAACCCCACUCCCAACCUACUGGACAUCUACGUCGUGUUGGACAUUACACCAACCAAUGAGUUCCGUCGCGCCGACUACCAACAAAACAUUGGUUCAUUCAUCUACCGUCUACAAAACUACAAUGCCAAUGUUAACUUUGGACUGGGAUUCUUCUCUGACCUUGGAUUUUACUCGUUUGACUUCCAACAUGUCCUCCCCAUCGGCUCACCAAUCGCACCAUACUUCCAAUCCAAGCAGACCUACAACUCGUUGUACGUUAACUCUACAAUGAACAGUUUGAAAGCAUUGAACGCUGCCGCCUCUACUGGACUUGGUUGGAGACGUGGUGCCUAUCGUCUGGUGCUCAUACUCACUGAUCACGACUGUGACACCUUCACAUCGUCAUUUGCCAACGAAGUACACAACAACUUGGUCAACAACUUUAUAAUGCCAGUGGUUCAAUCAGUUGGCGGUGCCCCAUUAGACAAUUGGAACCAAUUCCUUUCGAGCAAUAAGUUUGGACUGUCUGAUAUCUCUAACAAGUCUGGUGCCGACUGGUCUGGCAAGGCAUUGAACAGUAUCUUCAAUUCAUUCUCUACUGCCACACCAUUCAUUGUUGGUGAUACUCGUGGUUUUGUACCAAACACUGCUCUACCUACUUUCACCGUGGCCGCCAACGGUACCUAUGACCUUCCCCUUCAGGUCAAGUACCCAUCCAGUAGUGUUGCCUCUAUUACAAACGUCAACUUUUUAGUCAACGUACCAGGUUAUGGACAGACCAAUGUUAACCUAGAGUUUAACCAUGUACCAACUGCCACCUCAGUAUCAUUGACUGCCUCUACCACCCAAGCAACAACGUUUACACUACCAAUAUCCGAUCCAGACAACAACAAGAUGACUGUACGCUUCCCAACUCUACCAACCAAGGGUACUCUACGAUUGAGUGAUACCAACGCACAAGUGACCAGUACCACUGCUACCUACCCAUCAUCCCAGAGUUUCAGCUUCCAAGGUACUACGGGUGGUGUUACCGACACCUUAACCUAUGCUGUCAGUGAUGGAUGUUCAGAGGCCACUGCAACAAUCACCAUAACGAUCCAAGCAACAGUUGACCCACGUCCACAAGCAUACCCAUCUACCAUUGGUGUAUUGGCCGGAGAAGCAUACACGUUCACAGUGAACUACACAUCAAUAAUGUCCAAUGGACAAGUGUAUGUCAAGUUCCAAAGCAUCCCCGAGUAUGGAGAGUUGUCCUACAUGUUGUUUGGAACGAAGCGUGUAAUCACUGGAGUCAAUGAUGGUUCAUCCAUUCCACCUACACUCACCUACGAGCCAUCAAUCAGUGGUGUUGGUAUAACCGAUACGUUCACCUUUAGUGUUGUAACACCACAAGGCCUAGAGUCCCAGACCACCGCCACUGUCUCCUUGAUCAUCAUUGAUCGUCCACGUGACACCUAUGCACCAAACAUCAAUGUCAACACCACCACCAACUAUCCUAUCUACUUUGGUAUCCCUGCCGUGAUCCUCUACUCCAACGAACUGACCGAGAAGAUUGUAAUGACCAGCAGUGGACGUGGACAACUCUAUGGUGUGACCUGCAUGGAACCAGGCUGUCUUGUACAGCUGGACCCACGUGUUGAAUCAUACACUGCCAAGUCCAACGGACAGUAUCAAUUCCUCUAUGUACCCGAGGUCAACACAUCUGGUGAUGGACUAAUGUACAUUCAGUACACUGCUAUGGGUCGUACCGGUACAUUGAAUGGACGUGUCUAUAUCAAUGUAAAGUACGUACCACAACUACAUCCAACAAAGUUCCUCUGGUACUCUAUCAUCACUGAUGCCAUGCGUGCCGACAACAUUACCAACCCCAACCGUCAAUCAUACAUGAACCCUGUACUAUCUGACAUCCCAGCCGAUGGAACACUCACUCUACCAAAGAACUCUGUUGCCAUACUAUACUUUGGUUAUCCAUCAUUCAAUCAAUAUGGUCUGGUCAACUCUGUUGGUGGUCGUGGUCAAUUCCUACUCAACCGAAAGUACUUUAACCAACCAGUCACUGGACGUACACCACUACGUCUAAACUCUGACCAGGACUUUUACCGCAAUGGACAAGCGACAUCGUCAUUGGUGUUUGUUGCCGGUAGUGGAGAGACUGGUUAUGGAUAUGCCCGUUUGACUGGAUCGGCCAUCAUCAACCCAGAUGGUGGCGCAGUGGAGUACACUUCCAAUCCAGCAUCACUUGUGAUCAAUGUCGUCGAAGAAUUGAUCAAACCAUCAAUCACCUACAAUCCAGACUUUACAUCCACAGAUGGUGUAGUUAGAUUGAACCAAGUGAUCUAUUCCAUAGUUGAUCCAUCCGCCGAGAACACUAACGUAACAAUGGCCUUUACAUUGUUGGACAAUGAUGGAGUAGUUGUAUCCAACUCAAUAUUCCAAGUCUAUGAUCAAUGUCGCCGUGAUUAUACCUCUGACAAGUUGGCCGCCACUCAAGACAUUGUUGACAACAACUCUACCUAUGUAAUGAUUGGUACACCGGCCCAACUGUACACUCAAUUCAAUCAAUGUAGUAUUGGAUUCACUCUACCAUCCAAUCAGUUCUACACACUGUUGGUAGUAUUGAACAAUACAGCUCUGACCACACAUCCUUUGGCCAACAGUACCAACCUUGCCUCCACUACCACCGUACCCAUCAAGUUCCCAUCACAACAAUGGCAAGAUCAAGUGAACCACAACAACCCCUACGUCAUACCAGCCACAGUAGCCGCAGUAGCUGUAGUCGUAGCUGCAAUCAUAGCUGUACUAUAUGCAAAGUUUAGUGCUGCCGCUGCACCAACUUCAUCAUUCUUUGGACAAUAA
This is a messenger RNA of Acytostelium subglobosum LB1, 4320 nucleotides long. RefSeq lists its product as hypothetical. The record is from RefSeq and is a predicted model, not a curated record. NCBI's taxonomy places the organism in Eukaryota, Evosea, Eumycetozoa, Acytosteliales, Acytosteliaceae. The transcript has 3 exons. The coding region runs from base 1 to 4320 and encodes 1439 amino acids.